AUGGUUUGUCAUUGGAUUUUAAUAGUGUUUUUAAUUAAACUUUUGGCGGUGGAUUUUGCUACGGGUUCCGCCAUAAAUGUGAAUAAAUUCUAUGAGAAAUUAAUCAAGGCAAAUCUGAAUGAAUCGGUGGAUCCAUGUGAAAAUUUCUAUGAAUAUGCCUGUGGAAAUUGGUAUCGCAAUUAUGAUGGUGGUAAAGCGGAAUAUAUUGAUAUGCCGGGCUAUAUGGAUUAUAAGGUGAAUCAACAAUUUAAGGAGCUAAUGGCCGGGGGAAAUGAUAUGAAAUGGAAAACUGGAGUGUAUCAAAAAGCCAAGCAUUUAUAUGAAGGUUGUGAAAAUGUGGAGCAAUUGGUGUUGAAUCAAUUUCUGGCUGCAGUGGAAAGCGAAGUGGAAAUGGAAUGGCCCAUAUUUACUCUGGACAAUGAAGAUAAAUGGCUAAAUGCCAGUAAUUUUGAUUGGCAGCGAGUUUUGGCGGUAUUGAGAAGAUAUGGCUUGAAUGGCAUAUUUCUAACCCAAAAUGUAAAUGUUAAUCCACGUAAUAGUUCUCAAUACUUUUUGGAAAUUUCCCAACAUUAUGAGGGCGCUUCUGUGCUGGAGCCCGACGAUGUUGAGAACAUUUUCAUAAAUUUCGGAAUGGAUCACAAUGCAAGUCAUAGUCUGACCAAGGAGAUAAUUGAAUUCGAAACGACUCUCAGUAAUUUGUCGAAAAUUGUGUUUGUCAAUGAAACUGAGAGCAGAAACUAUGCUGAUAAUUUCCAACAAAUGCAUCUGAAAGAGCUGCAAGAGAGCAUACCCGAAAUUGAUUGGAUGAAAUAUUUCCAAAUUGUUUUGAACACCACCACCACCACCAAGCCGGAGGAUUUGAGCAAUUUAACAAUACAAACAUUUGCUUUAACUCCUGAAUUUUUCUCCAACCUCAAGGAGUUGCUGGAGGGCUAUUCCAACGAGACCAUUGCCUAUUAUAUAAUGCUGAAAUUUAUGUAUUAUAUAAAUGAUAAUUUACCCUAUGGCCGGCAAAGGAAUUGUGUGAAAUAUAUACGAAGCUAUAUGCCCGUUUUUAUGAAUUACCUAUACGAAGAACAAUUUUUCAAAAGCAAACGUUUGGAAGUGGAAAAAAGUCUGGGUCGAAUGUUCGAUAAUCUUAAGAAGUCGUUUGAAUCCCUGGUCAAGGAUAACCAUUUAAAAUUAAAUACACAAGAACAAAAUUUCAUCCUAAAAGAACUGCACCAUAUGCAGUUGAAAAUUGGUAACCUACCACGUAAUUGUAGCGAGGAAUUUGUUGAAAAGUUCUAUGAAAAAUUAAACGUAAAUAGCAGUGAUUUUAUUCAGACCCAUUUGAAUGUUUUGAGAUUUAUGAAUGAGCUGCAUUACCGCAACUUAGAAGCAAAGCCCACAACCAUUGCCGAUAAAGUCUAUCACUUGGACACCGCCUCGUUAAGCUCCUCAUCGCCAGUGAAAAUAUUUGAAAAUGCCAUAUUAGUGCCACAUGGCUAUCUGCAGUUGCCACUCUAUGAUACUCGCCUCCAUCAACUUCAUCAAUAUUCCCUGCUGGGCUUCAUCAUGGCCCAUGAAAUAAUCCACGCCUACGACUUAUUUCACAUUAUCUAUGAUCAUGAGAGUAAUUACGAUUAUCUUGGAUCUAAGGUGGCCCAUCAUUUUACACCCCAUCUAAAAUGCUAUUCGCACAGUGCCCGUUCAGAUAUUGCCUCGGAAAACAUAGCCGAUGUCUCAGGUCUGCGAGUGGCCUUUAACUACUAUCAAACAAUAAUGGACGAUUCUAAAGAUGAGAUUGCUUUUCCUUUUCUCCGCCUCACCAAAGAACAAUAUUUCUUUGUUAACUCUGUGCAAUUUCUCUGCGCUGAUAUAUAUAAAAUUGCAGCAUUGGGUUUGAAUACUACCUCAGAUUUGGCGCAUGACAUGCACGACAAGAGGGUGCAACAGAACUGGUCAAAAUAUGGGGAAUUUUCGUUGGCCUUUAAUUGUUCGCCUAAAUCGAAGAUGAGUCCACCCGAAGAAUCUUGUCGGAUAUGGUGAUGGUACUGGGGGUAUUUUUUUUUCUUCUUAACAUUUGUAAUUAUUAUUAAGCCUUUUUAUUUACAA
Molecule: messenger RNA, 2097 nt
Organism: Musca domestica (house fly)
Lineage: Eukaryota; Metazoa; Arthropoda; Insecta; Diptera; Muscidae
Product: phosphate-regulating neutral endopeptidase PHEX-like
Exons: 1
Coding region: 1-2031 (676 amino acids)
Biological process (GO): protein processing
Cellular component (GO): plasma membrane
Molecular function (GO): metalloendopeptidase activity
Source: RefSeq, a predicted model, not a curated record